UAAAUCUGGCAAUUCUGCAAAAACUUGGCCUUACUUUACGCUAAUGGAUGACCUACUAGGAGCUAAACCAAAUAUAACUCCGACAGCAACGUGUUCAUCAACUGGGAAGAGAACACGAUCGAAUUCUACAUGUAGCAGUGUAAGCUCUGAAAAUGAAUUAGAUGAAACAGCAACGAUAGUUAAAAAGUCAAAAUAUAAGCAGCCUAUCGACAAGUUAUUGGAUGUUUUAGAAGAACGCUCAAGUAUCCAAGAAGCUAAUAAAGAUCGUAGAUUCCGCGAAUUAUUGGCAUUUAAGGAACGUAAGAUGGAGGAAAAUCUGGAAUUAAAAAAAAGAGCUGUCGAAUUGUUAGCACAAAUAGUUAACCGUCAACAACAAUUUUAAUUUUUAAGACUAAAUAUUUAUUACUAAAUGUUAGUUUUAUUUCAAACAUAUAUUUUUCGU
Molecule: messenger RNA, 442 nt
Organism: Cotesia glomerata
Lineage: Eukaryota; Metazoa; Arthropoda; Insecta; Hymenoptera; Braconidae
Exons: 3
Coding region: 44-382 (112 amino acids)
Source: RefSeq, a predicted model, not a curated record